AAGGGAGAGAGGGCGUAUGAAAGAGAGCCGAUGAGAAUGGUACAAACCCGAACAGCUUUGUGUGUCACACUCGAAUACAUCGCAUCCACAGCUAUGACCUAGGCGCGGAUCGUCGCUCUCAAGACAAGCGCAACAUCAGAGAGAGCAAUUACGCAUGGUUCUGAUAGAGAAUGAAUGAGAAGCUGUAUCCAACAAUUCCAAAACGCCCGGUUGGUCUCAUUUUUCUACCAUUUAGAGCAACAACUGGAUUACCAUAAGGGAGCGACGAGAACGGAGCACAGUAGCAACAACGUCUUUACAAUUGAGGAAUAAAAGAUUUUGCUCCAAUAAUUGAAUAAUUUACUUUUCAUCAAAACACAAAUAUUUGUAUGUUUUUGGAGGUGUAUUUCCAAGGACACAUACAUUAAAGCACGGAUAGCCGUCAUUAGGUCCACUCGGAUUUGAUCAUAUUGACACUUUAUUAGUUAUCCUGAUGGAAACUGCUUCAAAAGCUCGUCGGCUAUCCAAUGUGUCCACGGCAUCUAACGUGUCCAAUGUGUCCACGUCCAGCGCUGGGACUGAGGUAGGACAGAGCGAUGUGCAGAUUUGGGGGGACAGACCUUUACCUGUCGACUACCUUGGUGACAUCUCGAUCCUGGAUGACGGGAGAUGGUCUAACUCUAGCGUGAAGAAACAUCACCACAAGCACAACCUGAAGCACCGCUACGAACUGCUGGAGACACUGGGGAAAGGGACAUACGGCAAAGUGAAGAAAGCCAUCGAGAGACAAUCCGGCAAAGUGGUGGCCAUUAAGUCCAUCAGGAAGGAGAAGAUCAAGGAUGAUCAGGACAUGGUUCACAUCCGCAGAGAGAUCGAGAUCAUGUCCUCCCUCAAACACCCUCACAUCAUCUCCAUCUACGAAGUGUUUGAGAACAAGGACAAGAUAGUGAUCGUGAUGGAAUACGCCAGUAAGGGAGAGCUGUAUGAUUACAUCAGCGAGCGACGGCGGCUGAGCGAGAGAGAGACACGACACUUCUUCAGGCAGAUUGUUUCCGCCGUGCACCACUGUCACAAGAACGGAGUGGUGCACAGGGAUUUAAAACUGGAAAACGUGCUGCUGGAUGAAAACUGUAAUAUCAAGAUUGCUGACUUUGGUCUGUCCAACCUUUACCACAAAGACGAGCUCCUUCAGACGUUCUGUGGCAGCCCUCUGUACGCCUCACCAGAGAUCGUCAACGGCAGGCCCUACCAUGGUCCAGAGGUAGACAGUUGGGCCCUGGGAGUUCUUCUCUACACCCUGGUCUAUGGGACCAUGCCCUUCGAUGGGGAAGACCACAAUAAACUCAUCCGCCAGAUCACCAACGGAGAGUACAGGGAACCUACACAGUCCUCAGAUGCUCGUGGUCUGAUCCGCUGGAUGUUGAUGGUUAAUCCGGAGCGUCGAGCCACGGUGGAAGACAUCGCCAACCACUGGUGGGUCAAUUGGGGCUGGAAGACCACUGUGUGUGACUGUGACAUCCAGAAGGACAACAGUGGCUGCAUCUCUUCUCCAACGCUAGCACGCUUUAUCGACUGGCAGAACCGCACCACAGAGUCACCCAGGGUGGCGCUGGUCAAGCCUCCCCGCUCGGAACACCCCGCCGUACCCCCCCAUGCUGGCCGCCAGCGCCUGAGGAAGUCCAGGAAGGAGAAUGAUAGCGGAGCGCUCCACCAUCACACCGCGUGGGAAGACAAAGACAAACCAGGACUGAAGAGACCCAAGGGGAUCCUGAAGAUGCAUGUGUCUGAGCAGAGGUCCCACAGCCUGGGGGAGAUCGAGCUGAGUCGCUCCCUGCACUUCCACGAGGGAAGGGAGCUGCUCUCCAGCCCCGAGAGAGAUGAGGAGGAGGACGAUGAUCAGGAUCGCCUGGGGGUCUCGCCGGCCAAGAUGGUGCCCACCCUCCCCAAGAAGGGCAUCCUGAAGAACAACCAGCAGCGGGAGUCUGGCUACUACUCCUCCCCGGAGCGCAGUGAGUCCUCUGAACUGCUAGGGGGCAGCACCUCCAUGGCCCCACCCGCCAGCUCACCAACAAAGAGGUCCAUGGGGAGAAAGGGCAUAUUGAAGCGUAAUGGGAAGUACGGCAACUCCACUUCCUUCCACAGUGGCUUGUCCAAUAUGAGCUUCCACGGAGAGACUCCGGGGGACUCGGGCCUCUCUCGCAGCCAGAGUAAACCCUCCAGUAUUGUCUGUGAGGAGAUGGGUCUCUCCAGUGUUCCCCCCUUAAUGGGAAUGGAUUGGUCUCCCUCGUCCCCGCAGCCACACGUCAGGGCCUGUAUGUCGGCUGAGGAUCUACUCCAGCUGGCAGGCUUCAGACGGGGCCUCCAGACGGCUGCAGGGGGGCUCCAUGGGGGGAAGGUGGGGACCCGAGGGACACCAGGGUCUCCUGGUGACGACGGCAGCUUCUCUCUGCUAGGGGACAUGGAUGAUAUGACCCAGGUCUACCAACACACCCUGGACAUCAGCAGCAAUCUGACCUAGAGGAGGUGGAGUUGGGAGUUUGGAAGGGAAGGGACAUGGGAAGGACAGACACACACUUGAACCCUCAUUUCUGGGUUUAGGACUGGCCAGGUGUGUUGUGAACUGGGCAUCCCAGCCACCUUAAUGUACUGAAUCUACCCUCUCAGAGACAGUGCUGCUGUAAAUCUUUAUAUGUUCAAUAGAGCUAAAUAAAUAUUGUGUUGUAUGUCAUUCAGAGUCACAAACCAUGCUGUGGUGAAGCUCAAUGUAAUAGACAGUCAGGACUACUGUUCAUGUUAUCUCAAUGUAAUAGACAGUUAG
Messenger RNA from Oncorhynchus kisutch (coho salmon), 2797 nucleotides. Its product is annotated as NUAK family SNF1-like kinase 1. Gene Ontology annotation, molecular function: ATP binding; tau-protein kinase activity. The transcript has 7 exons. Bases 473 to 2497 code for a protein of 674 amino acids. Gene Ontology annotation, biological process: microtubule cytoskeleton organization; intracellular signal transduction; protein phosphorylation. Gene Ontology annotation, cellular component: cytoplasm. The record is from RefSeq and is a predicted model, not a curated record. Lineage: Eukaryota; Metazoa; Chordata; Actinopteri; Salmoniformes; Salmonidae.